Schistocerca nitens (vagrant locust) is the source of this 2339-nucleotide messenger RNA. RefSeq lists its product as uncharacterized. NCBI's taxonomy places the organism in Eukaryota, Metazoa, Arthropoda, Insecta, Orthoptera, Acrididae. The transcript is spliced from 7 exons. The record is from RefSeq and is a predicted model, not a curated record. Bases 63 to 851 code for a protein of 262 amino acids.
CUUCCCGGCAGCGCCGCCAGGGUCGUGGUUGCUCCGCCGCGCUCGCCAGUCGACCUAGCGACAUGGCCACAGGCGGCAGUGCGAGAGCGGGGGAGCCGCACCCGACGUCGCUGUUCCGCCUGCUGAAGCGCACCCCGUCUCUGGGCAGCCCCUCCCAGCCGCCCCCGCAGCCGCCCCCGAGACUGCCGCCGCUCACUGAUGGAGGAGGCGAGCACAGCUGCUCACAAGUCAUGCUCAGCAGGGAACCCGCAGCUGUUUUCCCUGAAGUUCACUUUAUCGACAGCUGCAAAAAAAGACUGCCAGAUCUGCAUGAAAAUGAUGUGAUAGAAGAACAGGCUGUUGGACAUGAUUUCAUUCUGUACCAAGCCCUGUUCCAUGAGGUGAGGAGUAUUGUACCUCAGUGGGAAGUUCCUACAAAUGGAAAAAGUAUAUAUUACAUGUUACUUGGUUUCAAAACUCGGGACCACAGUCUUUCCCAAGUUAUGGAAGACUCCUGGAGAGAAUGGACAUCAGCUCGUUACAUCUACCUUAACCUGCCAGAUGAACUUGGACUGACACGGAUCUCUCUCUAUAGACAGAAAAUCCCUUGGUCAAUAAACAUAUUUUCAUAUAUUGUUCUAGUAGAGUGCCAAAAUGUUUCAAGCAAGGAGGAUCAGACAGUACUCUCUGAUUUUGCACAAAGACUAAGAGCUGAGAGAAUUACUGGCUACAUAUCUGUAUAUUGUUGUGAGAGGCACAAUUUGCUUCCGAAUGGGACAGCACAUCAUCCACUGACAAAUGGAAUCACAAAUGGUUUCAGUGAACAUGGACCACCAAUGUGUCACAGGUACACCACAUCAAAACUUUACUGAAAUAACCCUGUGGCAAUGGCAGCAACAACAAAAAAUGCAGUUGACAGAAUCUCAACAAUGAUGGUUGCAAAGGAAAUUUGUAGAAAAGCAUUUCCUUAAAUGGCCACAUUUCGAAGACUGUGCCAAUUCAGAUGGACUUUUAUUUUUUUCCCCACAUGUCAACUAUAUAUGACAAUGUGAAUUUGUUAUUGUGCUUCUUUUACAACUGCAUAUAUAUUUUGCACAGUGCUUGUAGUGAUAAAUGUGUAACUGUUAAACUGUGUCAAAAAUUAUACUGGAUGACAAGAUAACUGAAAAUGAGCUAGCAGGAUUAUGUAGGAAGCAAAUGUUAAAUUAGUGAUAAUACGGAGAUUCAGAAGCCAAGUUUUCUUUAGCAGAUGAUGCGUAAACUUGCAACAUUAUUGAAUCAAAUGAUACAAACUAUUAAAAUAUACAUAAUUUUUUUCAGUAACCAGUUGCAGUGACUGCUAAACUGGGAUAUGCCAUCAUCAUCUUAAGAAUGUCAGACGAUAACAACCUGUUCAUAAGACUGAAGUGCAGCCAGCACUUUUCUGAGUGGUCAUUAUGGCUGAAAUCUUACAAAUUCCCCACUAAAGAGUAUUUAGCUGGUCUGAAAAGACCGAGGAAUUUCUUUUACAGAUCUCUCUACUGCAGAAAAUUCCACAAGAGUAAUAUUUGACCCUUAAACUCCAAACAAACUGAAAAAUAAAUUUAAGGUGGUAUACAAUAACCGAAGUGAAUAUCAAUCAAAUUUUGUUAAUAAUGUCAUUCUGAUCACAGUAUUUCAGACAGAUUUAAAACUUACAGAGAUUUAUGCUCACUGAACUGUACAAAUAUUCCUUGACUGUUUCCGAUAGUUAAAUUAGAAGUGUGAAAUGUAAUUCACUUAAUGGAAGCAUAAGUAAGUGCCACUGCUUAAUGAAUUCUAUCUGUGGUUUGAAUGGUUAUCAACAGUUGUAUUAAUUGUAGUUCUUUUUUUCGAUAAAAAUGAUUAAUGAAACACACAUUAUCAUUCCAAGUGACAGGUAGAUACCUGUUUUGUUGUUUAGGCUCUAUAUGUCUGUUUCUUAUCUGGCAUACAUAUCACAGAGCAUAUGCAAAAGUGUCAUGCACCUGAUGUACCUUAAGUAACUGCAGGACUGUAACAUAUGAAAUUUAUAAACUUCUCACAAUAAUCAAUAUUCUAAUCACAGUAGCUGCUCCUGGCGUAUACAUGAGUAAUUACUUUGUCAUAUUACAUCAGAAACUGUACAAAAGUGUAGUGUGAAGUCCCCCACUGGGGGUAUAUGUGCAGACAAUGAUAACUGCAGCUUUUUUAAUUAGCUGUUUUUUCAUUUGUGUUCUGCUAUCUUUAUAUAAUAUUUAAAUUAACUAUUAUAAUUAUGUGAGUACAAUACAAGACUGUAAAUACAAUGAAUCAAUGUUUGAAAUGCUCAUAUUUUUAAUGUGCUUAAAAAUAUCUGAAAUAAAGUUUUGAUUUUUUGUCAA